GGUCAACUAUCGACUCAUAUAAAGUCAGGUAUAAAAGCACCUUUCUUCCUAGAGGUUCUGACCAUACAUCGAUAUAGUACGCACAUUUACCUAUUCUUCUACACAUAUUCCAUACACAACCAGGAGUAGGUUGCUCAAAGUUGAGUAUUGACUUAAACAAAAAGGUGUUUUAUUUCACCUAGUCGAUGAUGGCGCCUUCUAGCAAGAAAGUAAUUAAUGCCGGAGCGGAGAAUGUUUCGUAUUUCACACCUGCUCAGAAUCCUCCAUCAGGAACAGCAGUGGAUCCUUUAUUGAAGGCCCAAAUCAUUCCAAAGCUUUUCCAACCACUGAGCAUUAGAGGCGUGACCUUUCAAAACAGAAUUUGGGUUUCGCCAUUAUGUCAAUACUCGGCUGAAGAUGGGAAAGUGACACCAUGGCAUAUGUCCCAAAUUGGUGGCUGGGUCACGCGUGGUCCUGGCCUUACUAUGAUGGAGGCAACUGCUGUUUCAAAGAACGGGCGGAUCGAUCCCAAUGGAGUAGGACUCUGGAAUGAGGAGCAGCUUGAAUCUUUGAAAGCGAUUGUAGAUUUUACACAUUCUCAGAGCCAACACAUCGGUAUUCAGCUCGUGCACGCAGGCCGAAAAGCUUCCACAGUCGCAGCGUGGUUGGGAAAUGAGAAUGCAACCAAAGAGACAGGAGGCUGGCCUGAUGAUAUUAUCGGCCCAAGUCCAGUGCCCUGGGACGAAAACUCUUUCAUGCCUAAAGAGAUGACGCUCUCUGAUAUUGCAGAUUUCAGAAAUUCUUGGGUGAGCUCUGUUGAGCGCGCUUUGCGAGCCGGAUUCGAUGUCAUAGAGAUCCAUGCGGCUCAUGGAUUUCUCCUUCAUCAAUUCCUAAGCCCUGUCAGCAAUAAGAGAACAGAUGAGUAUGGUGGUAGUUUUGAAAAUCGCAUUCGUCUGCUUCUCGAAGUAAUUCAGGACACAAGGCGUACGAUACCCGAAACAAUGCCUUUGUUCUUGCGAAUUAGUGCAACAGAUUGGUUAGAGGAAACUGGAAUUGAUGGUUGGACUCUUGAAGAUAGUGCACAACUAUCAGUAAAAGCUGCAAGUUUGGGCGUGGAUUUUAUCGAUGUAUCUUCUGGUGGUUCCCAUCCAGAACAAAAUUUCAAACUCGGCCCCGGAUACCAAGCUGGCUUUUCAAAAUACAUCAAGAAUGCUGUCAAGGACAAAGCCUUUGUCGGUGCUGUUGGUAACAUCACAAAUGGCGUACAAGCGAAUGGACUUCUAGAAGAAGGCCUCGACGCCAUCUUCAGUGGAAGGUUGUUUCAGAAAAAUCCUGGUCUGGUUUGGUCGUGGGCGGAUGAUUUGGGGAUUGUUGUACAUGCUGCAAGACAAAUACAAUGGGGAUUUAGAGAAAUUCCUAAUCCAUUCACAGCCUAAAAGUUCUAGCGAAUAGUACAUGAUUUUCGCGUGUUUGCCUGUUCAUCUCCUUAGAUCAUGCCAUUAUACAGCGCAAAUAUAGGAUGAAUGGAGAAGCAAAAUAAGGACGGAGAGGAAAAUGGUCUUACUCUUGUAAAGUGUAAAGGAUAUAGACGAUGUGGAUACACAGAAAACUUUCACAGACAAAUCUAUGCUGUCGAUACUUUGCCCUUGUUUCCUUGAUUGAAAAGCUAAGCUAAUAAUUUGAAUGAUUA
Messenger RNA from Botrytis cinerea B05.10, 1669 nucleotides. RefSeq lists its product as hypothetical. Gene Ontology annotation, molecular function: FMN binding; NADP binding; NADPH dehydrogenase activity. The coding region runs from base 186 to 1415 and encodes 409 amino acids. The transcript is spliced from 5 exons. Lineage: Eukaryota; Fungi; Ascomycota; Leotiomycetes; Helotiales; Sclerotiniaceae. The record is from RefSeq and is a predicted model, not a curated record. Gene Ontology annotation, cellular component: intracellular anatomical structure.